AUGGAGAAACAUCCUCAAGCACUUCUGAUAUUUUCUUUGAUCUUCAUCACCUUUUCUGCCCUACAUCCCGUAGAAGCUCAGGACCAAAAAGGAUUUAUAAGUUUGGAUUGCGGGUUAUCGCCUACCGACCCUUCUUUCAACGAUCCUUCAACCGGAUUAACAUACUCAACAGACGAUGGUUUUGCGCAUAGUGGCAAAACCGGAAAAAUCAAGAAAGAAUUCGAGUCGAUCUUCAGUAAACCGGCUUUGACGCUUAGAUACUUCCCGGAUGGAGUCCGAAACUGCUAUACGUUGAAUGUCACGCAAGACACAAACUAUCUCAUCAAAGCCGUGUUCGUGUAUGGUAACUACGAUGAUCUUAACAACUACCCGAGUUUUGAUCUUUACCUUGGUCCAAAUCUAUGGUCAACCGUUGAUAUGAACGGGCGGACUAAUGGCACUAUCGAAGAGAUCAUCCACCGGACCAGAUCCAAGUCUCUUCAGAUCUGUUUCGUUAAGACAGGAACAAGUAACCCUAUGGUGAAUACCAUAGAGCUACGACCACUUAAGAACAAUACUUACAAUACUCAGAGCGGCUCGCUCAAGUAUUUCUUCCGAUAUUAUUUCAGCACUUCAGGCCGCAACAUACGGUACCCAAAUGAUGUCCAUGAUCGUAAAUGGUAUCCCUUCUUUGAUUCAAAAGAGUGGACAGAAGUAACUACCGAUCUUAAUGUAAACACUUCAAAUGGUUAUGAACCACCACAAGCUGUAAUGGCGUCGGCCUCAACGCCUAUAAGUACUUUUGCGCCAUGGAACUUCACAUGGUCAUUGCCGUCUUCAACGACCCAAUUCUAUGUCUACUUGCACUUUGCCGAGAUUGAAACUCUAAGUUCACUCGACACUAGAGAAUUCAAGGUGGAGUUGAAUGGGAAACUAGCUUAUGAACGUUAUAGUCCUAGAACGUUAGCCAUGGAAACUAUAUUCUUCUCAACACCACAACAAUGUGAAGGAGGAGAAUGCAUCUUGGAGUUAACGAAGACGCCCAAGUCUACUCUUCCUCCUCUCAUUAACGCUCUCGAGCUUUUCACCGUGAUCGAUUUCCCGCAGUUGGAAACAAAUCAAGAUGAUGUUGCUGCUAUCAAGGGUAUACAAAAUACUUAUGGAUUGAGUAAAGUUAGCUGGCAAGGAGAUCCAUGUGUCCCUAAACAGUUCUUGUGGGAUGGUUUAAACUGCAACAGUUUAGAUAUUUCAACGCCACCUAUAGUCACUUCCUUAAACUUAUCCUCAAGUCAAUUAACCGGUAUCAUCGCGCCUGGCAUUGAGAAUCUAAUCCACCUACAAGAGUUAGACUUGUCUAAUAACAAUUUGACUGGCGGAGUACCCGAGUUUCUUGCUGGCAUGAAGUCACUUUUGGUCAUAAAUUUAAGUGGGAAUAAUCUUAAUGGCUCUGUUCCUCAAACUCUUCUACAGAAAAAAGGGCUAAAGUUAAAUCUUGAAGGAAACUCAGAUCUUAUUUGUCCGGGUGGGUUAUGUGUAAGCAAAGACGGGAAUGGUUCCAAGAAAACAAAUGUUGUAAUACCGGUCGUUGCAUCGGUCGCCUUUGUGGUUGUUCUUGGAUCUGCAUUGGCUUUCUUUUUCGUGUUCAAAAAGAGAAAGACAUCAAACAAUGAAGCUCCAAUAUCAUAUACGCAAGUAUCGGAUGUUAGAACUGCCAGAUCUAAUUCAGAACCGGCAAUAAUGACGAAAAACAGAAGAUUUGCUUACUCUGAGGUAGUGACGAUGACAAAUAAUUUUAAAAGAGUACUUGGUAAAGGAGGAUUUGGAAUGGUCUAUCAUGGAACUGUAAAUGGUAAUGAACAAGUAGCCGUUAAAAUGCUCUCACACUCAUCUUCUCAAGGGUAUAAAGAAUUCAAAGCAGAGGUGGAACUUCUUCUAAGAGUUCACCACAAAAAUUUGGUUGGCCUCGUUGGAUAUUGUGAUGAAGGAGAAAACUUGGCUCUCAUAUAUGAGUACAUGGCUAAUGGAGACCUAAGAGAACAUAUGUCAGGAAACCGAGGUGGAUCUAUUCUGAAUUGGGAAACUAGACUAAAAAUUGUCGUUGAAUCUGCGCAAGGUUUGGAAUACUUGCAUAAUGGAUGCAAACCACCAAUGGUUCAUAGAGACGUGAAAACCACAAAUAUAUUGUUGAAUGAACAUUUUCAGGCUAAGCUAGCUGAUUUUGGGCUUUCAAGAUCUUUUCCGAUUGAAGGAGAAACUCAUGUCUCAACAGUUGUUGCCGGAACUCCUGGUUACCUUGAUCCAGAAUAUUAUCGAACAAAUUGGUUGAACGAAAAAAGUGAUGUUUAUAGCUUCGGAAUUGUACUACUAGAGCUCAUCACAAACCAGCCAGUGAUCAAUCAAAGUCGUGAAAAGCCACAUAUAGCAGAAUGGGUGGGCUUCAUGCUUACUAAAGGAGACAUCAAAAAUAUUAUGGAUCCAAAACUCUAUGGAGAUUAUGACUCUGGUUCUGUCUGGAGAGCGGUUGAACUAGCAAUGUCGUGUCUAAAUCCUUCUUCAGCUAGAAGACCAACAAUGUCUCAAGUUGUUAUCGAGUUAAACGAGUGUUUGGCAAAUGAAAACUCAAGGGGAGGAACGAGUCAAAACAUGAACUCACAGACUUCUAUUGAAAUGAGCAUGAACUUUGAUAUUGGAACUACCCCUGAUGCUCGCUAG
This is a messenger RNA of Microthlaspi erraticum, 2691 nucleotides long. NCBI's taxonomy places the organism in Eukaryota, Viridiplantae, Streptophyta, Magnoliopsida, Brassicales, Brassicaceae. The record is from the annotation of a GenBank genome assembly.